Molecule: messenger RNA, 1056 nt
Organism: Fomitopsis serialis
Lineage: Eukaryota; Fungi; Basidiomycota; Agaricomycetes; Polyporales; Fomitopsidaceae
Exons: 1
Coding region: 1-1056 (351 amino acids)
Source: RefSeq, a predicted model, not a curated record
AUGGCCAACCCAUCAUUCAAUGCUCCAGAAGCUUUGAAGCUCAUACUCGAUGGAUUCUCUGUCCACAAAGGCGAUCGGGGAGAACUAUUAACACUUCUUCUUCUGACACUGGCAAGGGAUGCAACAGUAGUAGAGGCAGCCACACACCUCAUAACUCCCAGUGAUGCUCGCAGCCGCAUACUUGCGAUCCCUGACUUCUUCGGAAACCUACUGAAAUGCACUGCGAAACCCACCAAAAUCGUGAGACAGUUCAUAGACGAGUUCAAGGGAUGCUUCAUGCACUUCAACCACUUCAUCAAGGUCCAUGAAUGGGCCCUGUUACGUCAAGACUACUUGUUAGGCUAUAUGGCCCGCGGAGCAGCUGUGCUAUGUGCAAACAAUCAGCCGGGAGUGGACAUCGUCUUGAUGGGCAUGCAUGGCACAAGAGCGCACACAUCCAAUCUGAUUCCCAUUUUGGUGCAAACGAAAAACGAUGCGACAUAUACUGCACAGCCUGACGAUGCCCUUUUCGAUGCAAUGGAUCCUUACGCAUUGAAAAUAUGGGAUCAUGUCACCGCGAAGACGACCAAGCCAGUCAUUCGCAUUGUUUUUGCACUCGCCGUUCAACGGGAAGAUGCCCGGCUGACAGUGGUCAAGAAGACAAAAACAUCAGUUAUCAAUGGCGUUGAGGCGAAAUUUGAGGCUUACGACUUCUGGGUUGCAGGUCUAGCAUCCGGAGUCCUCACUCCAAUACCACCCCAAGCAGAGGAUUUAUGGGAUGCACUGCUGCAGGCAUCGUAUGGCUGGAACGAGCCGUACAAGGGUCUUAAUGCCCGUCCAAAGGCCUUGCGAAGGUCGAUGAACGCCGGCGGUGGAACUCACCCUGACCACUGGGAUUCCUGGGUGUUACCCCGGUCAGCAAGUCAUGACAUCGCCACUAAAACAAAAGGAAAGGGCCAAACCGACUCGGAGGAUGUAUUCGGACUCAAGAACCCGAAUCCCUCCGUUCCACCUCCAGCAAGGAGCUCGGCUAGUACAGAACAGGCGUCGCGGUCACGGAACACUGGUACCAGGUGA